AUGUCGUCAGACUACACUUACGAUGAGCAGGGGCAAUUCUUCCCCUUCUUCAUCUUGACCUUGACCGGUUUGGUCACGCUUCCUCUAACCUACAACCUCCUCCGACCAAGCAAAGUUUAUGCUAAGCAUGCGUUACCGGCAGAGCUUGAGAAUACGGCUCCCCGCAUCAAAUCCGAUUUCAAACCUGAGCAUGCCGAUCUCGUCGAGGCGCAGAAGCGCAAGCGCCUGCGCAAGGAGCGCCGAAUCAAGCGCAUCAUCACGGUGAUUGUGGGCUACAUCGUCAUGGCCUGGAUGGUGUAUCUCAUUCUCGUGACGGCCCGGACGGUCGCCAAACUAUACGACCCAUAUGAAAUUUUGGGCGUCUCAAGGAGCGCCGACGAAAGAGCUAUUUCUCGUCACUACAAGCGCCUUUCCCUCAUCUACCACCCCGAUAAAGUUCGCCCCGAUCCCGCCAAGAAUGAGACCAUGGAGAUGCUCAACGAGCGUUUCGUCGAGCUCACCAAGGCCUAUAAAGCGCUCACUGAUGAAGAAAUCCGAAACAACUACCUCCAAUAUGGCCACCCCGAUGGCAAGCAGAGCUUCAGCAUUGGUAUCGCCCUUCCCAAGCUUAUCGUCAUGGACGGCAAUGGAAAAUACGUCCUGUUGGUAUAUGGUGCUCUGUUGGGUGUUCUUUUGCCUUACAUUGUCGGAAAGUGGUGGUAUGGUUCUCAGCGCUACACCAAGGAGCGUGUUCUUGUCGCUAGCGCAGGUAACAUCUUCCGCGAGUACAAGGAGGAUAUUCUGGAUGGUGGCAUUGUCAAUGCUCUCUCUUCUGGCGAGGAGUUCAAGGAAAUGCUCAAGGGAGCUCAAGCGGAAGCCGGGCUCGCAAAGUUGGAGAAGAAGGUCCUGGCCGAGGAAUCAACAUUCCUGACUGCCAAGGACCGCGAGGCGAUUAAGCAAAUGGACAACUCCUCCCGUCGCAAGGCUUUGGCCCUCCUGUGGGCGUAUCUCGGCCGUAUCGAUCUUGGCGAUGCGACCCUUGAUGCAGAGAAGUACGAAGCUGCGCCCAUUGCUCUUUCUCUAGGCGAGGCCUUUACUGCGAUUUCUUUGGCAUUUGGUAGCCUUCGCCCUAUUCUCGGUGCUUUCCAGGUCUCUCAAAACUUGAUUCAGGCUAUUGCCCCCGGUUCAUCUCCCCUCUUGCAGUUGCCCAACUUCACCGAGUCAAUUGUCAAGUCGGUGGAAGGCGAGCACUCCAAGGAACACUGGACCGUUCAAAAGUUCAUGAGAUUGGCCGAGGAUGAGCGUCGCAAGCUUACUGUGGGCGCUGGUCUAUUGUCUGAGAAGCAAUACACGGAUGCCGUCACGGUGGCUCGUCAACUACCCGCUUUGGAGGUUUCCAAGGCAUUCUUCAAGGUCAUGGGUGAGAAGGUUAUCACUCCUAGCAGUCUGGUACAGCUGGUUGUGAAGGCACGAUUCGUCCCACCAGGUUGCACGCAAGUGCCUCAGAUCAACGAGCUCGACUUGGAGGACAUUGACCCCGAUGAGGAUGAUCUUGACGCACUGAUGGGCCGCAAGCCGGCUAAGAACCGUGCCACCAAGGUGGUUGAUGGCAAGAAGGUUGAGAACAAGAUUGAGAACAUCCAACCUCCCCUCGCACACGCUCCCUACUUUGCCCGCGAUCACUCCCCUCGCUGGCAUGUCUUCCUGGCCGACGCCAAACAAGGCAAGAUGGCCGUGCCUCCCUUCACAUUCACCACCUUUGACAAGCCGAUCCUCGAUGAGGCCGGCAAGCCCACGUUCAACGUUCAAACCCUCAAGAUGCAGUUCCAGGCUCCUCCGCAGGUCGGCGACUUCACCUUCGUCAUGCACAUGGUCUGCGACAGCUAUCUGGGUCUGGACACGAAGAUGGAGAUUACCCUGCAUAUUGACGACCCCGCCAAGGCGGCUGCCUUGGAAGAAGAAGACGACAUUAGCGAACCGGAUGAAGACUCCAUCGCUGGUCAAAUGCAGGCGCUCAAGACUGGCCAGGCUCCUAAGCCUAAGAAGGCUAAGAAGCCUUCCGAGUCCUCCAGCGAGGAAAGUGACACCGACGGCGACGCAGGCGAUACUAGCGACACCAACACCGAGACGGAGGAUGAGGAUUGA
Molecule: messenger RNA, 2124 nt
Organism: Penicillium cataractarum
Lineage: Eukaryota; Fungi; Ascomycota; Eurotiomycetes; Eurotiales; Aspergillaceae
Product: J domain-containing protein
Exons: 5
Coding region: 1-2124 (707 amino acids)
Biological process (GO): SRP-dependent cotranslational protein targeting to membrane; post-translational protein targeting to endoplasmic reticulum membrane
Cellular component (GO): Sec62/Sec63 complex
Molecular function (GO): RNA binding; transmembrane protein transporter activity
Source: RefSeq, a predicted model, not a curated record